Stegodyphus dumicola is the source of this 1127-nucleotide messenger RNA. RefSeq lists its product as uncharacterized. Gene Ontology annotation, biological process: arachidonate secretion; phospholipid metabolic process. Lineage: Eukaryota; Metazoa; Arthropoda; Arachnida; Araneae; Eresidae. Gene Ontology annotation, molecular function: A2-type glycerophospholipase activity. The record is from RefSeq and is a predicted model, not a curated record.
UACAAUAGAUGACAGAAAUGAAAUUGCAUGCAUAAAAUCUCAAAUUGUAGAUGUAUAAAAAGAUUUUUAUGUUUAAAUAAGGCAGAUAGAUAUUAAUAAUUCUUUGCUACUACUCUCUUCAAUGUGAGAAACAUCUUGUUGAAUUCAACUACAAAGCUUACCGCACCAAUUAUGCGAUCUCUCUUUGGAUUCCUAUUCUGCUCGUUGGUAGUUCUGACAAAUGCUCAAAAUAAGAAGAUUUUUCUUCAGAAACCAUCUAACGAUCGCAGCGAAGUUCUUCUGAUAAUCACAUUUGUUAAUGAUGAUCCUCAACAAGUAGAACAUUGUGAAAUAUACACAGAUGAGGCGGUCAUCAAAGACGUUUUGCAGGAAGGAGGGGAAGAUCAAAUCAGUAAACCAAGCGUGAACGAAAUGAGAGACCACUUAAAAAACUGCCUGGAGUUUCUACGCAGCAAUGCAAGAACUUCUCGCAGUGACUUUCAUGGCCUCGAAUAUUUUAGUGAAAGCAGAAGACGAACACCAAUUUCAAGUGAUGCAGAAAUGAGGGUUUCUCCGGAGACUUUAGAAAAAUGGAAAUCAGAGCCACAUAAUUCAAGUACAGUUUUCCCAGGGACAAAGUGGUGCGGUGCGGGUGAUAAAGCUCAGAGCUACGAUGACCUUGGGAGCGAAGCGGAGACUGACAAAUGCUGCAGAGCUCAUGACCUCUGUGAUGACAUGUUGAGAUCUGGAGAGAAGAAAGGCGAUUUAAUCAACGAUUCGCAGUUCACUCUGCUGAGUUGCGGAUGUGAUGAGGAAUUUUACUCCUGCUUGGAAACGGUUAACACAGGCACUGCUAAUACGAUUGGCAAUUUGUAUUUCAAUUUACUCGAUAGGAAGUGCUACAAGUUAGAUUAUCCAGUUGUCAAAUGUUUGAGAUACAAGUUUCUCAGCUCAACGUGCGCAGAAUAUGAACGAGACACGACGGCUCCAAUGGUUUUACAAUGGGCAGAAGCUAAGCGGUACAACAAAAUACCUUUCAUUGGAUAAACUUAACUUUUCAUUACAAAAAUGUCAAUCCCUGUGUGAUAAAGCAAGUGGAAUUUUGCAGUCUUUCACAUGCUUAUAUUUAUUAAAUUGAAAAAAUUACA